Cloeon dipterum is the source of this 2325-nucleotide messenger RNA. It is a transcript of the gene Brf, whose product is annotated as Brf RNA polymerase III subunit. NCBI's taxonomy places the organism in Eukaryota, Metazoa, Arthropoda, Insecta, Ephemeroptera, Baetidae. Gene Ontology annotation, molecular function: RNA polymerase III type 3 promoter sequence-specific DNA binding; RNA polymerase III general transcription initiation factor activity; TBP-class protein binding. The coding region runs from base 158 to 2170 and encodes 670 amino acids. The record is from RefSeq and is a predicted model, not a curated record. Gene Ontology annotation, biological process: transcription by RNA polymerase III; DNA-templated transcription initiation; transcription preinitiation complex assembly. The transcript has 15 exons. Gene Ontology annotation, cellular component: nucleus; transcription preinitiation complex; transcription factor TFIIIB complex.
CUGCGUGCUGGUUGGUGCUGGCUCUGGCUCGAUCUGUUUACUAAAUUUUUCCAUGCUCAUGGCUGCUCGAGUGUUUUCCAUUUUCUCUCAACUAAAAUCUCUCAUAACGUAGCAAUUCAUUUGAAACCAGCUCACCAGCUCUAAAUAACGUAGCAUCAUGCCGCAGGAAAUUUGCAAGGAAUGUCACAAGGAGAGUUUAGUCACCGACACAACCAAGGGUCAGGUGGUGUGCAUCAACUGCGGUGAGGUCAAUGAGGCCAACAUCGUGGUCUGUGAGCCCACGUACGAGGACAAUGGGCACGGCGGUUCCGCUAUGAUCGGAACCUUUGUGUCUGCAAACUCGACAGGAGGAGGAGGAGGAUGGGUGGGGGAAGGGUUGAGAGGCUAUCGACAUGGCAUUAAUAGGAAUUCAAAGGAAAUCACUUUCGAGAGGAUCCGCAGGGAAAUGACAGACAGAGGAAGACAAAUGAAGAUGGAGCAACACAACAUUGACAAAGCCUUCAAUACUUUCAAAUUAGCUUUCAAUAGUAGGUUAACAAAAGGCAGGAAAAAUGAUUUAGUCAUUGCAGCUUGUUUGUACAUGACCUGCAGAAGCGAUGGUGGAAACGCGCAAUACUUGAUGAUCGAUUUUAGUGAACAGUUUGGACUGGACAUUUACGAGCUGGGCCGAACUUUCAUGCACUUCACCAAGUCCCUCAAUUUCUCCCUAAACUCAAUAGAUCCCUGCCUGUACAUCAUCAGAUUCGCUAGUCGGCUGCAGUUUGAUAAGAAGACAACAGAAGUGAGCAACACAGCCAUGAGACUGGUGCAGCGGAUGAAGAGAGACCAUUUGCACGUGGGCAGAAGGCCGUCUGGCCUUUGUGGAGCUGCUUUGCUCUUUGCCGCUCGACAUCACGGCUUCAACAGGAAACCAGCCGACAUUGUGAAAAUUGUUAAGGUUCACGAAUCUACCUUGAGAAAAAGAAUGAUUGAGUUUGGUGAAACGCCAUCUGCCACGAUGAAAUUCGAGGACUUCAUGGUUGUUGAUUUGGAAGCAGAACAGGACCCUCCUUCUUUCAAAGAUGCCAGGCGCAGAGAUCGGCAAAAGGGGUUUGAAAUAUUGGAUGGCGAGAAGGUUGUUCAUGAAGUGUCAGAGUUGAGACAGCAGAUUGAAAAGCUGUUGUCUGAGAAGAGGGGACGUGGAGGAAGUUCAACUCCAGACUCGGCAAGAGGAAAGAGAAAGAGGACUGGGACCGAAACUUCGUUCUAUGAUUCUGACCCGGAAGACUCCGCAUUGCAAAGGAUAAUUAACGAAUCUACAUUCAACACAGUAGCUGAGUGCAUAAACAACUCAGAUUCCCCUAAAAGCCUGCCAAUCAAAGAAGAUUUGAUGGAAGGUCCAACUCUGGAAAUGAUGGGCUUGGGUGCCAGGCCAGCUGAACCUCAAGAGCCUGAAGCGCCGAAAGCACCGGAGUCAGGAGAGCUAGAAUAUGAUGACCUUGACGAUGACGAACUGGACUUCUAUAUUUUAAGCGAUGAAGAAAGAAUCAUCAAGUACAAACAGUGGAUGGCAGAAAACGAAGACUAUGUCAAAGCUCAAGAAGAAAAAGAAGAUCAGGAAAGAAGGGACAGACUUGAAGGAAAGCCUGAGAAGAAGAAGAGAAAGGCACCAAGAAAGAAAAAUGCGAGUGCUCCUUGCAAUACUGCUGGUGAAGCAAUCGAAAAGAUGCUGAAGGAAAAGAAGUUGUCUCAAAAAAUCAAUUAUGAUGUGCUGAAGCAGCUGCGCGAAAGCGCCAUUGCGUCAGCAGUUCCAGGCCCAGAAGAAAAAGGCCAAGCUCUCGCGCCAUCAACUCUCAUGCCGCCACCCAGCAGCAUUGGUUUCAAUCCAAGGAGGAUGCAGCCAAAAAUCGAAUCCAGGGUUAAGCACGAACCAAAGAAACCAGUUAAAGAGGAGGAAAAGCUGCCUCUGCCUGAGAUUGCUAUUUCAGACAAAAUUAACGAGGAGGAUGAGGAAGGGGAGGAUGGUGAUUACUACGAGGAUGAGGAUGAUGAAGAAGAAGAAGAGGAAAAACCCAAGGAAUUGAAAAAGAAAAGUGUGGAAGAACCCAAGAGCAUGGCUGAUAUGUUAAAAAUGCAACGAAAAAACGAUGGAGAAGCCAUGGAUGAAGACAUGGAAGAAGAUUAUUACUAGAAGCUGAGUGUUCUGUAUGUAUGUAACCUUUUGUAUUUGAAAUAUUUACUCAACCAAAUACUCAGAAAGGGUUGUGGGAAUAACGUUGAUCAACAGCAACAAUUAUAUAAUAAUGAAUACUUGAAUAGAAUAAAACCAAUGAAACGCGAACCAUA